Messenger RNA from Cynocephalus volans (Philippine flying lemur), 3536 nucleotides. It is a transcript of the gene UBQLN4, whose product is annotated as ubiquilin 4. Gene Ontology annotation, cellular component: cytosol. Gene Ontology annotation, biological process: ubiquitin-dependent protein catabolic process. The coding region runs from base 35 to 1840 and encodes 601 amino acids. NCBI's taxonomy places the organism in Eukaryota, Metazoa, Chordata, Mammalia, Dermoptera, Cynocephalidae. The transcript is spliced from 11 exons. The record is from RefSeq and is a predicted model, not a curated record. Gene Ontology annotation, molecular function: polyubiquitin modification-dependent protein binding.
GUGGGCUGGCGGGCGGCCGGGUGGCGGCGGCGGCAUGGCGGAGCCAAGCGGGGCCGAGACGAGGCCCCCCAUUCGGGUAACCGUCAAGACCCCCAAGGACAAGGAGGAAAUUGUGAUCUGCGAUCGAGCCUCGGUCAAGGAGUUCAAAGAGGAAAUCUCCCGGAGGUUUAAGGCUCAGCAGGAUCAGCUGGUCCUGAUCUUCGCAGGCAAGAUCCUCAAGGAUGGGGACACCCUGAACCAGCAUGGGAUCAAGGACGGGCUCACUGUCCAUCUGGUUAUCAAGACCCCUCAGAAGGCUCAAGAUCAAGCUGCUGCCACUGCUUCUUCCCCCUCCACUCCUGACCCUGCCUCAGCACCCUCUACCACGCCUGCUUCACCCGCCACCCCUGCCCAGCCCUCCACCUCUGGCAGUGCCACUUCGGAUGCUGGCAGUGGAAGCCGGAGGAGCAGUGGGGGGGGUCCCUCCCCAGGGGUUGGGGAAGGACCCCCCAGUGCUACUGCAUCUAUACUUUCUGGCUUUGGGGGUAUCCUGGGGCUGGGCAGCCUGGGCCUGGGCUCUGCCAACUUCAUGGAGCUGCAGCAGCAAAUGCAGAGACAGCUGAUGUCCAAUCCUGAGAUGCUGUCGCAGAUCAUGGAGAACCCCCUGGUCCAAGAUAUGAUGUCUAACCCUGACCUGAUGCGCCACAUGAUCAUGGCCAACCCCCAGAUGCAGCAACUGAUGGAGCGGAACCCUGAGAUCAGCCACAUGCUCAACAACCCUGAGCUCAUGAGGCAGACAAUGGAGCUUGCUCGGAAUCCAGCCAUGAUGCAAGAGAUGAUGCGGAACCAGGACCGGGCCCUGAGCAACCUCGAGAGCAUCCCCGGAGGGUAUAAUGCCCUCCGCCGCAUGUACACGGACAUCCAGGAGCCCAUGUUCAGUGCUGCCCGGGAACAGUUUGGCAACAAUCCCUUCUCUUCCCUGGCCGGGAACUCCGACAGCUCGUCCUCCCAGCCUCUGCGGACUGAGAAUCGAGAGCCCCUCCCUAACCCCUGGAGCCCCUCGCCCCCCACCUCCCAGGCCCCCGGGUCCGGUGGGGAGGGCACCGGAGGAUCGGGGACCAGCCAGGUGCACCCGACAGUCUCGAACCCCUUUGGGAUCAAUGCGGCUAGCCUGGGGUCAGGGAUGUUCAACAGCCCAGAAAUGCAGGCCCUCCUCCAGCAGAUCUCUGAGAACCCCCAGCUGAUGCAGAAUGUGAUCUCAGCCCCCUACAUGCGCAGCAUGAUGCAGACACUUGCCCAGAACCCUGACUUUGCUGCUCAGAUGAUGGUGAAUGUGCCGCUCUUUGCGGGGAACCCUCAACUUCAGGAGCAGCUCCGCCUGCAGCUCCCCGUCUUCCUACAGCAGAUGCAGAACCCAGAGUCGCUCUCCAUCCUUACUAAUCCCCGUGCCAUGCAGGCGUUGCUGCAGAUCCAGCAGGGAUUACAGACCUUGCAGACUGAGGCUCCCGGGCUAGUGCCCAGCCUUGGCUCCUUUGGGUUGUCCCGGACUCCAGCAUCCUCGGCAGGCAGCAAUGCCGGGUCUGCACCUGAGGCCCCCACUUCUACACCAGCCAUGCCAGCCACAUCUUCUCCAACAGGGGCCUCCAGUGCUCAGCAACAGCUUAUGCAGCAGAUGAUCCAGCUUUUGGCUGGAAGUGGAAACUCACAGGUGCAGACGCCAGAAGUGAGAUUUCAGCAGCAACUGGAGCAGCUCAACUCCAUGGGCUUCAUCAAUCGUGAGGCCAACCUGCAGGCUCUGAUUGCCACAGGAGGGGAUAUCAAUGCAGCUAUUGAGAGACUUCUGGGCUCCCAGCUCUCCUAAUCCAUUAGCCCAUGCCUCCUGCCUCUCCCCUCCCUGGAUGCCAGCAUUUGGUUCCUCUGUUAACCCCUACCCUCUGCGGUUUGUCAUCCCUUCUGUUUUCUCCCUUGUCCUCUCCAAACAGCAGGGUGACUUCAGAGGCAUGGGCUCCAACCCUAUAGCUCUGUCUGAGAAUUUUGGUUUUACUGCUACAUCUCUUACAGAAUCUUCUCUCCUAGUUCUCCUUGAGCAGAGUUACUGAAACAGUUUUCACAGUUUUGUUGAUUGGGCCCACUUUGCCCUACAACCACCUUUUGCAAUCCUUAAGCUUCCCAGUGGCAGUGCAGAGUCAAAGGAGGAAUCAGCUGUCUGGUUUACUGGAACAGAGUCUUCCAUCUGUACCAGUAGGGUUUUCCUUGUCUUAUGUUUACUUUUACUUACUCUCUCUUCUUUCUCUUCCCCCAGCCCUUCACACACGCAGGCCAACCAAUGUAGAAUAUCAUACUCUCAGGAGGGGUAGGUGAAACAUGCCGUGAUUUUCCUCCUCUACCCCUACUCUGGUCACUUCAUCCAGCACCUUUUCAUGGGUUCUGUUGGGACUUCCAGGGUGAGGAGGAAGAUGCCUAUUCCCCCUGUCUAGACAUGAAUUAACAAGCCCUGGACCGGCCCGAUGGACACUGGCAUGGAAAAGGAGAGAAUAAUAUUUUUUGGAGGAAUGGAAUGGGGGAGACAGCCUAAGUAAAAGGCUUGGAAGUUGGAAUUAACAGUUGGGGAGUGGAAGCACUGAUAGCUCUUUAGACAGGAAUAUCCAGGCCCAGGCCUGGCAGAGGAGACCUAGAGAUGCUAAUGGCAUUUGAAUUGAAGUAAGUUGAUCAAUGAAGCUAAGCAGUAUCACCCACAAGAGUCAUAAUGGCUCUGUUCCCUCAAACACACAUGCUUACACACACACACACACACACACACACACACACACGCACACACGCACACGCACACACACUUUCCUAUGAGCCCAGGACUUGCCCGUGUCCCCAGGCACCAGUAAUUUGUGCCCCCCUCAAAAGACAUGAAGGGAAUUGGGGUCUGUCUCACCAGUGGGGAAGUGUGUAUGUGUGCAUACACAUGUGCACGCACAUGUGAGUUGGGCACGGCAUGGGUUCUUUGUUGAUUUCUGGUCCAGAGAUCUCUCCCACCAGAUACAAGUAGGUAAAAGAGUCAGUCUUCGGCAGAAAUAUGUACAUCUAAGAGAACGGGGUCCCUUGGGCCUCUGGAUGCUGAGUAACCCAAAGGUAGUGUGGAUACCCCUCUGAAGCUGUCAGGGCUGUGACCUUAUCACCCUUCACUGCUUUGGGUGAAUAUUAGAAGUGUUUUUCCCUCUAGAGCCACAGGCCUUUGGCAUCCUGACCCUUGCCCUUUCAGUACUUCAGGCCAGAAAGUUCUAUUUCUGAGGAAGGAGAGGAGUGAGUGGCAAUGAUGCCUUUGAUCUGGAAUUGGAUAUUGUUCUACUGGAAUCAGAGGAGGCUCAUAUUACUUCCUUUCUCUGCUACUUGGCCCAGCUGUUUAGAGGACUCCAUGGCUGAGAAUAUGGAGACAAGAGGAACAGAAUUUUGCUCCAAGUGUAAAAGGGUUCCAAGCAGUGCAGAGAGGAUGUCUGAAUGGCUUUCCCUCCCUGCCUCCCCCAACUCCCACACUGGCCUUUGUAAAUAAACGGUGUGGUCUUGGU